This is a messenger RNA of Vespa velutina, 708 nucleotides long. RefSeq lists its product as uncharacterized. The transcript has a single exon. The coding region runs from base 1 to 699 and encodes 232 amino acids. NCBI's taxonomy places the organism in Eukaryota, Metazoa, Arthropoda, Insecta, Hymenoptera, Vespidae. The record is from RefSeq and is a predicted model, not a curated record.
AUGAAUGAGUCAGUAAUAAUAAUGGGUGUGGCCGCAGUUAUGUCUGCGGUUUUUUUUGGUUUACUUGCUUACAACUUAAGAACCUUAAUUACGGAUAUGAAUUUAUCAAAUUUAUCAAUGCUGCGUGAUAAUAGCUCUCUCGAAGAAGAUUUCAGAGACAUAUUGGGAUUCCUUCCACUCGUCGAGAUCCAAAUGAUUAUCGAGAAUUACGUUCAAUACGAUCCCCAAUUAAACGAGACGGUGAAUUUUAUCAAUGAUCAAAAACGAUUCAUUUUAUCGGAAUUGGAAUGUUUACCGCAAGUAUGUAAUUUUAUUAACAUGCUAAAGGAAAAUGGAUUAGACGUUGAUUAUUGGAAUGAGAUAAUCGAAAGAUUUUGGAAAACCAUGCCACCAUUUGUUGUGCCAGAUGCGUGCAUUGCUACCGGUGGUUUAACCGGUAUGAUAAGCCGAAUAUUAAAGAUUAUACCGAGAAACGAAUUGCAUAUUUUACUUCGACAGAAAUUAAGAUAUUCGAAAAGUUUCGGUAAACUAAUAAAUUAUCUGAGAUCUCGAUCGUUCGGCGAUCUUUGCAAUUCGAUGGAAGAUAACGCUGGACUUCAACGGCAUUUUUAUUGGGCGAAGGAAUCUGGCCUUGAAAUUGUCUUUGCGAUCGAAUUCGUUAGAAAUCUUUACUUUUAUCUUACCGAAGAGCUUGAAUGAAUAAUUAAA